AGAAGUCUCAGCACAUUUUCGGCACUCACUCAGAACACGUUGUUUGGAAGGGAGUCCUUCUCUUCGAGACUUAAAGGAGUUAAUAGCCCGCGAGUUAAUUAUGCAUGUGACACGCGCCAACGGGUGAUAAUUGUAAUUGGUGGUAAUUGUGGUUUGGAAGUCGCAAUGGAGUUUGUACUGCAAAUCUUACUACUAAUUCUGUUGUCAUGGCAACACGCCAUUGGCCACGACUGCAAGGACUACUUAUACUUUAUGCGAAACUUUCAGCUGCAAGGAAACGUCAUCGAGACUAAGCAAACUACCAAAUACGCUUGUCGACAGAGUUGUCAUAGCCACAAGGAUUGCUUUUCUAUCAACUACAAGGAAAAAGAGUAUCGAUGCGAGCUGAACGCAGCGACACACUUGUCACAUCCCCAAAUGUUAAGACCAGAAGCCAACGCAUUUUACGCGUUGAUUAAAACACCAAACCGCUGCAGUAACAAGCAUUGUUCGAGUGAGAAAAGAUGCGCUUUGGUAGGAAACAAGGUGGCAUAUCAGUGCAGUGAAGAUUGCCCGGAAAAGGCUCUUGGUAUGGAAUCAGGAGCUAUUGGAGACUCAGCGAUAACUGCCUCAAGUAUUAAUCCUGACCUGGGUUAUGUGCCGCGGUAUGCUCGCCUUAAUGCGCCAUCAUCUGCUAAUAAUGGAUGGAUAGCUGGGCCCAGAGCUGCAGGAGAGUAUCUUCAAGUUGACCUUGGACGUGUAGUAGCAGUCACCAAGGUUGCCACUCAAGGAAGACGGAACUCACCCAUGUGGAUGAAAACUUAUAACAUCGGCUACAGCACUGAUCUCUCCACCUGGCACGUCUACCGUGAGGGAGGAAACGCCCAGUCACCUCAUAAGAUAAAAAUACUUAUAAGAAGUCUCAGCACAUUUUCGGCACUCACUCAGAACACGUCGUUUGGAAGGGAAUCCUUCUCUUCGAGACUUGAAGAUUUUGAUGUCGCAAUGGAGUUUGUACUGCAACUCUUAUUAGUUAUUCUUCUGUCAUGGCAACACGCCAUUGGCCACGACUGCAAGGACUACUUAUACUUGAUGCGAAGCUUUCAGCUGCAAGGAAACGUCAUCGAAACUAACCAGACUACCAAAUACGGUUGUCGACAGAGUUGUCAUAGCCACAAGGAUUGCUUAUCUAUCAACUACAAGGAAAAAGAGUAUCGAUGCGAGCUGAACGCAGCGACACACUUGUCACAUCCCCAAAUGUUAAGACCAGAAGACAACGCAUUUUACGCGUUGAUUAAAACACCAAACCGCUGCAGUAACAAGCAUUGUUCUAGUGAGAAAAGAUGCGCUCUGGUAGGAAACAAGGUGGCAUAUCAGUGCAGUAAAGAUUGCCCGGAAAAGGCUCUAGGUAUGGAAUCGGGAGCUAUUGGAGACUCAGCGAUAACUGCCUCAAGUAUUAUUCCUGACCUGGAUUAUGUGCCUCGGUAUGCUCGCCUUAAUGCGCCAUCAUCUGCUAAUAAUGGAUGGAUAGCUGGGCCCGCAGCUGCAGGAGAGUACCUUCAAGUUGACCUUGGACGUGUAGUAGCAGUCACCAAGGUUGCCACUCAAGGAAGACGGAACUCACCCAUGUGGAUGAAAACUUAUAACAUCGGCUACAGCACUGAUCUCUCCACCUGGCACGUCUACCGUGAGGGAGGAAACGCCCAGUCACCUCAUAAGAUAAAAAUACUUAUAAGAAGUCUCAGCACAUUUUCGGCACUCACUCAGAACACGUCGUUUGGAAGGGAAUCCUUCUCUUCGAGACUUGAAGGUCUUCCCGAGUUUCUCCUCAAGAUUCGCAAGUCCUACUUGACCGCUUAUCCCUUUGUAACUCUCUACAUAUCUGGGAUGACGUACAACGAGAGGAGACAGGCCUACAGGCCCUUCAACCCUACGCCUGACAAGCUCAAGUCAAUAACGGACUCCUCGCUGGCACUAGCUCAAGAAUUGCGACAAAUACAAGUGAACAAGAGGAGGCUGAAACGCCGAGAGCGGAAGAUAUUUGCACAGGCAGAAUACUUCUUGGAUUUCCACUACGGCAGCCCAUUCCUGGACAAUUAUUACUCAGGUGCCUGGAUGCUCGGCCCAGGCAGUGAUUGCGGACGAGAAGGCAUCUCCUAUGCCAAGGUCCAACUGGCUACACUUCUCGUCUACUUCACACCCCAGUCCCCUGCGGACCUGGAGGCUGUCAUCCGCUCGAUCCAGGCCGACGGCCGAGGGAUAACACAGUAUGAGAAGAAUGUGCGAAGAGGAGUGGUCGCCGGCAUGGUGCGGUCAGCGGCUGAAUGUCGUGCAGGAUAUGAUUGUUUGUCUGCAACUUACCCUGAAGUCGCGGAAAGAUUCUCCGCCGAAGAUAUACUAGGAUGGAUCGAACCCGGGAAUUACAUCAUGAACACCACAGCAUUUUUUCGCGCGUUUCAGCCCAAUAGCAGUAACGCACUCUCUUGGAUAGCAAAACACGGCGAAACACACAUGGAAUCCUUCAAGAAGUCCAUCGUAGAGCACAUUGGAAAACCUUUAGUGCUGUUAUUGCGUUACCUACGUGACUCGCAUUCGCUGUAUUGCGCACCAAAUGACGUCAUCACAGGGAUGUCGAGUUUGCCAUUGGAUUAUGUGUAUUUUGAGGGAAGGCGGACCGGACGAAAGACGCGAAAGAUUUUGCCUGGUGGGGAGAUUGUUCGGGGUGCAGAUGCCUACGACAAUGUCCUGGCGUACUUUACUACAUUGCCUUAUACGGCCGAGGAAGUCUACCAAAUGGGCUGGCGGAUGGUGAAAUCUUUUUACGCUGAGGCGGUCCAAGUCGCACGAAACAUCACCGGCCUCGAGAGAGAAGAUGAGGUGGUUAAAGCUUUUAUCAAGCAUAUAAACCAACCGGAGAUGUUCCUGAAUCAAGAGCCAUUUCCGGCCAACGAGUCUGAUGAGAGAGCUCACAAAAUAUGCAACAAUAUUUAUGACGCCCAAAGAUUUUGCCCCAAGCGCUACGAGACCAUGCUAAAGUGGAUAAAAGUGGCGAAAGACAGCAUCGAUUACAUUAAUCCCAAACUAAAACCCCUAUUUCACCACGACGGCCCCAUGAAGACCACCCCCUCGUGCCCCGUGUCCCUCGCGAUCAGCUUCAACCCCGCGCAAGGGGUGCAAAGUUAUGCGCCGAGCCAAUCCUGGUGCCCAAGACCGGCGUAUUAUUAUAUCCCUUUCUUCGUGGACCGCAUGGGCCCGCCAUACGCCGAGUGGGCGGUCAGCGCUCAUGAGGCCAGGCCUGGUCACCAUUUACAGAUACAAGGAUUUAUAGAGAACUUCAGGGACCUGUGUGCUUUAUCGCUUGACCAACUUGAAGGCCAGCAAUACACCGCCUUUUCCGAGGGCUGGGGGAUGUUUGCCGAAAACCCUAUCACAACCAUGGACACAGACGUCUUCACGGGACAUCCGUUAGAGUAUUACGGGAUGGUGAAAGCACAGCUAUGGCGCGCCCUUAGGCUUAUCAUAGACCCAGGCCUCCACUACAAAGGCAUGUCACGUGACGAGGCCAAAUCUCUGUUCUCAAAAUAUCUCUGGGACGACAGCGACGUUGUCGACAAGGAAAUCACUCGUUACCAGUCCUGGCCGGGACAAGCUGCCACCUACAUGACGGGCCAACUUGCAUUCUGGGAAAUACGGAAGGAGGCAAAGGCGAGGCUUGGAGAUAAGUUCAAUAUGAAGGACUUCCACUAUCACUUGCUAUCGCAAGGCGAGGUACCUAUGACGUAUGUUAAAGAGUAUAUGCAGCACUACAUGGACUGUGUACUUGACCCCUCGGGGGAGGGGUGUGGGGAUAUUUUAGACGCCCCGACUUGGCCCAAGACAAACACGGCGGCGCUGCGAAGGGAAAACGCUGAGAUGGAACUAAAAAAGAUAUGGGAAAUGAAAAAGGCUUUGACAAACAAGAACGUCCACCACAAUAAAAAAUGGUAGAACUUAGAUAUAAGUAGAAAAGAAAAAAACUGAGAUAGGAAUUGGUUAACUAGCGCCAGCAUGCUCUUUUGAACGACUUGGACAGCAUUAAAGUAACCGGCAACCAAAGCCCCCUGAGUACUACCCCCUGAGUAGCAUGAUUAAUGAUGAGGAUAAGGUUGACGGUUAUCGUAAUACAUCACGGUGUACAUACAGUUUAUAGAGGGGACACAGAGGGCCAUGCUCACAUCUUUCCGAUGGAUGACCAAUCAUAUUCCACUUGAAAGCAUCUCACAGCGACUCACCCAAUCAUGUAACAAAGCUCCCCGCGCUCGCUCGGCCAGCAUUCAACGUUUCUUAUUGACCAAAUAAUUUUUAAAUGGCGAAAGUUGUUUGUUAUGGUCCGCUUUUUGGGGUCCACAUUGUAAUGCUGUGCUUGUUGAAUAGCGCUAGGGUGAUGAUAAAAAUAAUGACGAUGAUGACGAUGGUGGUAACGAUGAUGUUGAUAGCGAUGAUGGUCAUGACGACAACGAUAACGAUGAUGAUGGUAAUGAUGAUGAUUAUGGUGACGAUGAUGUUGAUGAUGAUGAUCACGUUGAUAAUGAUGAUUGUCAUGAUGAUAACGACGACGGUGUCGAUGAUGAUGAUGAUGGUCAUGACGACAACGGUGACGAUGAUGAUGAUGGUAAUGAUGUUGAUGAUUAUGGUGGUGACGAUGGCGACGAUGACUUGGAAUUAUAGUGAUAAAAUGACGACUGCUAUAUGAUAACGGUGGAAAGAUUUUGUUAAUAAGAAUGAAGACCUAAGGUUCUGAUGACAUUAGGAUGUUGGUCAUAGCAACGUAGAUGACGACAUUACCAUAUUUAAGUAUUAAUUAUAACGGCAUGUCUUCCUGCUCAUUAUUUUAACAUGAUGUCGUGCAUUUUAGGUAUUCUAAACACAUCUCGGAGUUAUUUCUUUUCUAUCGAAUAGCCGCAGAUCACGGCGAAGGCGCUUAUCUCCGAAUUCAUCUGGUGGCAAUAGAAUCAUUUUUCUAAAAAACAAAUUGAUUUGGAUGGAUAAAAUUCGUUUGAAAACCACAUAAUAACCAGAAUUAAAACACCUGCUUCAUCCCAUUACUGCAUCAUGUUGGAUUCCCAUUAUCCUAUAUGAAUGUAGGCUAAACCAAUGCCAUUGGGAAACUUAUUGCAAAUGUUCUUUUUAUGAAAUAACACAAGAAAAAAACUAAUGCUUUAUCUGUUUAUUCUGUCGUCGAACAGAAAACCUAUUGCUGAUUUGAAUUCUUCUUGCACGGCUGUAAUUUUUGAAAAUUUUAAAGUUGUCAUAUCUUAAUUUGAGUGUUAGCAUUUUUAAUAAACGUUUUUUCUGGUGGUA
Nematostella vectensis (starlet sea anemone) is the source of this 5319-nucleotide messenger RNA. RefSeq lists its product as uncharacterized. Lineage: Eukaryota; Metazoa; Cnidaria; Anthozoa; Actiniaria; Edwardsiidae. Bases 166 to 3966 code for a protein of 1266 amino acids. The record is from RefSeq and is a predicted model, not a curated record. The transcript has 17 exons.